This is a messenger RNA of Diabrotica balteata, 1706 nucleotides long. Lineage: Eukaryota; Metazoa; Arthropoda; Insecta; Coleoptera; Chrysomelidae. The record is from the annotation of a GenBank genome assembly.
GAAAAAAGAAAACAAAAAGAAAAUUAUUUGUUUAUCAAAUUAGGUGUAGAUUUAUUAACAUAUUUCCAAAAGCGCAAAAUUUACAAAUACCGAAGGGUUUAUGUACGAAUUAAUUCACUGUCAGUAGUAAAGAAUGGCGGAAGCUGUAGAAAAUUUAGUGACUGUCCCACAAUGUAAGGAAAAAGGUGAUAAUAUGGAAUGUGCAGUGUGUCUGCAAAAGUGCAUUCAUCCAGCUCAACUGCCAUGUGGACAUAUUUUCUGUUUUCUAUGUGUCAAAGGGUUCGCAAAUCAAAAUAAAAGAUGUGCUAUGUGUAGGCAGGAAAUACCAAGAGAUUUUAUAGAACAACCAAACCUUCUGGAACCAAUUUGUACAGAAAAAACAGAAGUCUGUGAUGACAGUUUUCAAUGGUUUUAUGAAGGAAGAAAUGGUUGGUGGCAAUACGAUGAACGUACUAGUAAAGACUUAGAAGCUUCGUAUACAAAUAAUGAGAAAACUUGUGAACUUCUCAUCGCUGGAUUCUUGUAUAUAAUUGAUUUAGAAAAUAUGUUGCAAAUAAGAAGAAACGAUCCUUCGAGGAGACGGAGAAUUAAAAGGGAUUAUGCUACGGUUGCUAAAAAAGGAGUCGCUGGUCUCCACAGCAUGAAGCACGUUACAAAUUCCAAUGAAAAUCACCCAGCGCCUAGAAGUGAAUCUCAAGAAUUCGCUACUAAUGAAAUAGAUGUUAACUCUGAAGAAUCCUCGGAAGAACCUGAAAGUACCGAAACUGAAAGUGACACCGAUCUAGAAAGCGCUGUGCAGAGAUUGAGGCAACUACAUAUUGAUAAUAACGAAUGAUAACUUUUGGUGUAGUUACCAGUGUGGCUCUAAGGGUAUUUAUCCAACUUAAUUUUUUGAGAUUAAAUUGUGUUUUAAACGUUAUGUAAAAUGCUCAAAUCUCGUGUAGGAUGUAGUUACUAAAACUACGAAAGGACUUUUUAUUAUUUCAUAUUCUACCAAUCUGUAUUUAAUCUAUAUUGGAAAUUUACGACAAUUUUACAAUCUUGCAGUAGGGAUGAUGUCUUAUAUCAGUCAGAAACUACCAAUAUUAAUUUUACAUUACAAUACCAUUAAGUUUGUAUUUUUUAAGACGGUAGUUUCAUUAGUAAAAAUCCAACUGGUACAAGACCUCUAUUACUAUCCAGAUCUCUUAACUGAUCUAGGCCAUCCAAAAAGAUCCAUAUUUCCCAUGACCCGUUCACUGGUUAGCAUUUUAAUAGUGACAAAACAAAUAAUGAAUUAACUAUCCUGGAAUGUUCACUUCAGUAUGUAAUGUAAUGCUUACACUGGCUGGUAUAAACGAAACAAGAAUGUUUACUGAGGUUACAUAAAGACGAGUAACCCAGCCAAAAACACAAUAGGUCGCGUGGUUAGUGUAGGGCGACUUUUUGAACACACUUUCCUAUUUAUAUUGUCAGUCUUUUAAACAAACAAACAAACUUCUAUAGUGGUUAGUGGUAGAGUAUGAAAUUUAGAAAACAGUCCGUGUUAGAUCUGUAAAUAGUAUUAAAGGCUUGUUCCUUGAUAAGAAAUAAUAUGAAUCAAAAUAUUUUAUUUAUAAAGCUGCGCAUGCAGCUUAGCUCUAGAUUAAAAAUACCUCGUAUCUGGAAUCAAAAAAGGGCCUUUCACGUGAUAGUUAAAAGCUCUAGUUUGUACUAUCGGUCCUCAA